UCGAUCUUCCAGGGACUGCCCGGAGUCACUGAGAGGAGGGAGGUGCCUUGUGCAGUUUACUAUCUCGGUGGGCGGUGGCCCGAGGCGCGGAACCCAUCGGGUGACUAGAUUGGGCCUUGCCCCUGUCCAUCAUCGGAAGGCUGUCCCGCGGCGACUGUUUUACAGUAAGAUUUGGAAACUGAACACCGCCUAUGGAAAAGAGGGAGGUGAGGGUAAACUUGUGCGUAUUUCCCCAUUCAUUGGGUGGCUGCUGUGUCAGUCAUACUCUGCCCAGUCUCGUUGGCUGGAAGGCUCCAGGCAGGUAGCCUGGACGCGGUGCUGCCCCCUCCUGAGCUGCGAACUAGGCGCGUGACGUCUCAAGACAUUUGUUGUUGGGGUUUGGACCUCAUUAAUUAUUCAUUAGGUACUUGAAAGGGCUGCAGUGAUUGGUGGCUGAGAGGCCUGGUCGAUUGUUUCUUAGCUAGAGAUACGUGUCACCCUCUACGCGGCCGGAGAAGUUUCGCAUAAAUUAUCCGAUGAGGGGCGGGGCGGGGCCCACGCAUACAUUAGGCAAAUACGCCGAGGAGGGAGGGGAGGCCGGCUACGAAUUAGCCUAAGUUAUUAAAGAUGGCGGCGGAGCGGAGUCGCUCCCCCAUGGACUCGCCGGUCCCGGCCUGUAUGUUCGCCCCCGAGCCCAGCUCCCCGGGGGCGGCCAGGGCCGCGGCGGUUGCCGCCCGACUCCACGGCGGCUUCGACUCGGACUGCAGCGAAGACGGCGAGGCGCUCAACGGCGAGCCGGAGCUGGACCUCACCAGCAAGCUGGUUCUAGUGAGCCCUACAUCAGAGCAGUAUGACAGCCUACUUCGGCAGAUGUGGGAGAGGAUGGACGAGGGAUGCGGAGAGACCAUAUAUGUCAUUGGGCAGGGAUCAGAUGGGACUGAGUAUGGGCUGAGUGAAGCUGACAUGGAGGCCUCCUACGCUACAGUGAAGAGCAUGGCGGAACAGAUAGAGGCUGAUGUCAUCCUCCUGCGGGAACGUCAAGAAGCUGGGGGCCGUGUGCGUGAUUACCUGGUCCGGAAACGAGUAGGAGACAAUGACUUCCUGGAGGUCAGGGUAGCAGUAGUAGGCAACGUGGAUGCUGGCAAAAGCACGCUCCUGGGGGUCCUGACACAUGGGGAGCUGGACAAUGGCCGAGGCUUUGCCCGUCAGAAGCUCUUCCGCCACAAACAUGAGAUUGAAUCUGGUCGCACCAGCAGCGUGGGCAACGACAUUCUGGGGUUUGACAGUGAAGGCAAUGUGGUAAACAAGCCGGACAGCCAUGGUGGCAGCCUGGAAUGGACAAAGAUUUGUGAGAAAUCCACUAAGGUGAUUACCUUCAUUGACUUGGCUGGCCAUGAAAAAUACCUGAAGACCACUGUCUUUGGCAUGACAGGUCAUUUGCCUGACUUCUGCAUGCUCAUGGUGGGCAGCAAUGCUGGCAUCGUGGGGAUGACUAAGGAACAUCUGGGCUUGGCGUUGGCACUCAAUGUGCCUGUCUUUGUGGUGGUCACCAAGAUUGACAUGUGUCCUGCCAACAUCCUGCAAGAAACCCUGAAGCUGUUACAGCGCUUGCUGAAGUCUCCAGGCUGCCGGAAGAUCCCUGUGUUGGUACAGAGCAAGGAUGAUGUGAUCGUUACGGCCUCCAACUUCAGCUCUGAGAGGAUGUGCCCGAUAUUCCAGAUCUCCAACGUUACAGGUGAGAACCUAGACCUGCUGAAGAUGUUCCUCAACCUCCUCUCCCCCCGCACCAGCUACCGGGAGGAAGAGCCUGCUGAGUUUCAGAUUGACGACACCUACUCUGUCCCAGGUGUGGGGACUGUGGUGUCGGGGACAACACUGAGAGGCCUGAUCAAGCUGAAUGACACACUGCUGCUUGGCCCAGAUCCCCUGGGUAACUUCCUGUCCAUUGCUGUCAAGUCAAUCCACCGCAAGCGCAUGCCUGUCAAGGAAGUGCGGGGGGGCCAGACAGCCUCCUUUGCACUGAAGAAGAUCAAGCGCUCGUCCAUCCGCAAGGGCAUGGUGAUGGUUUCCCCACGCUUGAAUCCCCAAGCAUCCUGGGAGUUUGAGGCCGAGAUCCUUGUCCUCCACCACCCCACCACGAUUAGCCCACGCUACCAGGCCAUGGUGCACUGUGGGAGCAUCAGGCAGACGGCUACCAUUCUGAGCAUGGACAAGGACUGCCUGCGCACGGGGGACAAGGCCACUGUGCACUUCCGCUUCAUCAAGACCCCUGAGUACCUGCACAUAGACCAGCGGCUGGUGUUUCGAGAAGGCCGCACCAAGGCUGUGGGCACCAUCACCAAGCUCCUCCAGACCACCAACAACUCCCCGAUGAAUUCAAAGCCCCAGCAAAUUAAAAUGCAGUCAACAAAAAAGGGUCCCCUGACCAAACGAGAAGAAGGAGGCCCCUCUGGAGGGCCAGCAGUAGGGGCGCCCCCCACUGGAGAUGAAGCUUGCUCUCUAGGGGCUGUGCAGCCAGCUUUGUCCAGCAGUCUCCAGCCACAGCCCAAGCCCAGCAGCGGGGGCCGGCGACGGGGGGGCCAGCGUCACAAAGUGAAGUCCCAGGGGGCCUGCGUGACUCCUGCCAGCGGCUGCUGAAUCUCCCCGGCCCACCCCCACCACCCACGGGAUCCUUGUACUCUGGCCACUGUUCUACCACGUGGGCCAGAGCAGCUCUGACCACCACCCACCCUCCCCCAGGCCACUGCGGAGCCUCAUCAUUCCCCACCCCCACCCCCAUUUUCCAGGGGGGUUGUAAUUUAUAAGCUGAGGAAGGUGGCCAGACUUCUGGAGGACUGACCAUCAUCCACCUUCUUCCCUGCCUUCUUCCUUACUCACAUUUUUUGUACAUCUGGGCCCUUAGUUUUUAUUCUUUUUAUUAUCUCUUUCUCUCUCUUUAGUGUGUGUGUGUGUGUGUGUGUGCGUGUGUGUGUGUAUGUGUGCACGCACGCGCACGCGCGUGUGUGUGUGGUGAAGUGUAGCCGGUCAGGGCCCUGGCAGUCUUUCUCCUUUUUUCCUCUGUGGCUGGCCACCAGCCUCCAGGAGCUGGCUGCCUGCCCGUGUGUCCAUCCGUCUGUGUGUCUGACAACCUUUAGGGGCUUUCAGGAGCUGAAGAGCACCCUCCUCCCCUGUGCUCACCCUCCUCCCUUGUGCUCACCCUCCUCCCCCUCCUCCCCUGUGCUCACCCUCCUCCCCUGUGCUCACUCCUCUGCACCCAGAGCCCUCCACAGAGCCGGACUCGGGGCUUAGGGGCUUCGUAAGUGCUGCUGCCAGAGCAGGAAGCCUUCCUUCUGGGACUUGGGGGGCUUUUAGCAGAAUGGAGAGUGGUGGCCUCCUUUUCUCUCUCCUCCUUCCCCCCUGCCUUAAGCCCCAAAACAGGUAAUGCCAAAAUUUCUUAAGCUGUAGCCUGUAGAUGUGUGGAGGGGAGUGGCACUUCGAUUGUAGGAACCUCCCUGCCCCUAACUCUGACCCUUGCCACUGACCCAAAGACAGCUGGUGGUUUUCCUUUCCCCUUGGAGACAAUCCUGUGUUUGCCUGGCCAGGCCAGGGCAACUCCCAUUGUGCUGAUUUUGAGCUGGGGGCUCUGGCCCUUGAACUUUCUAUGAAUCUUAUUGGGCCUUGGGGCACUGAUGACCUGGACUGGGAUUGGCUUGCUCUGGGUCCGGCUCACCAGCACCUCCUAUUGGUGGGGGUGUGAGGUGUUCCUCUGAGCCAGGCCAGGACUGGAACCCCUUCUUCCCCACUACAGCCCCACCAUGUUGCCCCAGCAUGGCUGCUACAGGAGCACAACAGGGAAGGGCCUGAGCCCCAGUUUCGGAAGCCCCAUUUGGGUUGUGGGAAGGGCAGGUAAGGGUAGUGAAAAAGAUUCUUCUAGGCCCAGCACAGAACAUUAAUCCCUCUGGAAGAUUCACUGCCUGGGGUGAGGGUGGGGUCGGGGUUGGGGUCACUCAGGCCAGCGGCGGCAGUGUGGGGCCCAGACCAGCCUGGCCCGAGCUGUGGCCAGAACCCCUGGGUUUAGGGUGGACUGGUGGGUGGAGAUGUGUUCUUUCUAGCCAGGACAGACACCCAGCUGGCUGGGUCCUUCCUCAGCCUAGCCUCCCUCCCAUCCCCAACCGUCCUCCAUUCUUCCUGCUUCUGGACUCCUGGUCCCCUCACCUCCCCUCCUUCCAGCUAUUUCCAGUUACCACUGACCCAUGGCCAUGGACUGACCAGACCAGCACAAGAAAUAAAAGUUUGUUCCAA
This is a messenger RNA of Zalophus californianus (California sea lion), 4260 nucleotides long. It is a transcript of the gene GTPBP1, whose product is annotated as GTP binding protein 1. NCBI's taxonomy places the organism in Eukaryota, Metazoa, Chordata, Mammalia, Carnivora, Otariidae. Gene Ontology annotation, biological process: translational elongation. Gene Ontology annotation, molecular function: GTPase activity; GTP binding; translation elongation factor activity. The transcript is spliced from 12 exons. The record is from RefSeq and is a predicted model, not a curated record. The coding region runs from base 607 to 2616 and encodes 669 amino acids.